AAAGAGAAAAUGGCUACGACGAUCCAAAGAAGAACCCUUGAGCGCAUCAAUUUCAUCGGAAGAGUCUUGGUCAUCACGGUCACUAGAAGUGCCUCAGUGAUCAGCCGAUGGAUCCGUACCGUCCACUACUUCAACCUUAGCUCGAGACACCCUCUCGUCGUUGGAGUUGGCGUACAGUGGACGCCCUUUCGUUACUACCGUGAUCCUCUACCAGAUGUCCCCACCUUAUGCGUUGGGAACCGUUGCCUCAUCAUACAACUGAAACACUGUAAUCGAACUUUCCUCGCUGAUCGUGGAAUCACUUUCCUAGGCAUUUGGAACAGCCAAGACAAGGGAAAGCUCGAGAGAUGCAGCCAUCGAGUAGAGAUAUGGAGACUUCUAGACGUUAGGCUGUAUCUUUCUGCGAGACUCCGCAAUUGUUCGUUUGAGAAGAUUGUGAAUGAGUAUUUAGAAAAAAAGAUAAGUACGAGUGAUUGGGGCGUUCGCAUACUUUCCAAUAAUCAGAUAUUUCAGGCGUCAGAAGAUUCAUAUGUUUCCUUCAAGCUCGGUGUUAAGCAACGUCUUUGGGAAGUGUGA
Messenger RNA from Thlaspi arvense, 576 nucleotides. NCBI's taxonomy places the organism in Eukaryota, Viridiplantae, Streptophyta, Magnoliopsida, Brassicales, Brassicaceae. The record is from the annotation of a GenBank genome assembly.